This is a messenger RNA of Chrysemys picta bellii (western painted turtle), 920 nucleotides long. The record is from RefSeq and is a predicted model, not a curated record. Lineage: Eukaryota; Metazoa; Chordata; Testudines; Emydidae.
CAGCCGGAGCCCCCAAUGCCAGCUGGGUGCUGUGUAUCCAGCGGUGCCCUCCCCCUCCCUUCCUCUGCCCCUGGCCCUGGCCCCCCGGCUGGGUUUGCUGGCACGUUUCCAAAGCCCCUUCCUGGGCCCCGAGACUCAUUGGCUGCCUUCCCGUUUCUCUCCACGAACAGGAAGAAAUUGCUGAUGGGCGACGAGAAAUGGAGGACCCAGAGCAGCCAGGUGGGGCCGUGCGUGCAGGACUCCGGGCGCCCGCGCACCUGCACCGUGCCCAAGUGUGAGUUCUGGAGCUCCUACCGGCUCAACGUCACCGAGGUGAAUCCGCUGGGCUCCAGCUUCCGGCUGCUCGACGUCACCAUGCAGGCCAUCAUUAAGCCGGACCCUCCGGAAGGCCUGGUGGUGGAGCCGGUCCCGUUGGCCCCGCGGCGGCUGCGGGUUCGCUGGCAGUACCCGGCCUCCUGGCCCAAGGAACCCCACUUCCAGCUGAAGUUCCGGCUCCAGUACCGGCCCGUCGCGCAUGGCUCCUGGUCCAUGGUGGAGACCGUGAACCUCUCUGAAGUCAUCACCGACGCCUUCUCCGGUCUGGAACACGUGGUGCAGGUCGGUGCCAAGGACUUCCUGGACGCCGGCAACUGGAGCGAGUGGAGUGCCGAGGUGCGGGCCACACCCGGGCCAGGCCUGACCGUGACACCAGGCGAUGAAGCCAUCACUGACGCCAGCCUGGAGAGUCCGGCUGAGGAGCCCUCGCUGGCCCCCAACCCUGAGCCCGUGGAUCGCAGCGACCCCAUGGAGAAGGUGGCCAUCCUGAUCUCGCUCGGUAUCUUCGCGUUCGUCAUCCUGGCCGUGGUUCUGGGCAUCGCCAGCGCGGUCUGGUAGGUGCCCCACGCCCGCGGCCGGGACAGGCCCUUCGGGAGCACAGGGCG